This is a messenger RNA of Panicum virgatum (switchgrass), 1618 nucleotides long. RefSeq names its product receptor like protein 29-like. Gene Ontology annotation, molecular function: protein binding. The record is from RefSeq and is a predicted model, not a curated record. Bases 58 to 1473 code for a protein of 471 amino acids. NCBI's taxonomy places the organism in Eukaryota, Viridiplantae, Streptophyta, Magnoliopsida, Poales, Poaceae. The transcript is spliced from 2 exons.
CCCUCGCGUUAUACCCCACCCAGAAUAGCAAGCAAGUACACACCACCGCAUGCACCGAUGGCUCCCUCGCUCUCCUUCGCGCUCUCCCUGGCCAUCUUGCUCCUGCUCCAGCUCCAAGCCGCCACCGCGCAGCCCACCGCCGGGGACGCGGCGCCGCAGCUGCCGAGGGCGGAGCUGGCGGCCGUGUUCCGCGUGAUGGCGGACCUCCUGGGCGACCCGGCGUGGCCGCAGCUCCACCCGCGGCCCUGCACCGACACGCCGUGGCCGGGGCUCCAGUGCGAGGCGGCCCCCGACGACGCGCGCGUGCUCCGCGCCACGCGCCUCCACUUCGGGCCCGACGUCGCCACCCCGCCCUGCAGGCCCGGGGCCAGGCUCGACGCCGCCUCGCUGCACGGCCUGCCGCACCUCCAGACGCUCUCCCUGUUCGGCUGCUUCGCCUCCGGCGGCGCCGGCGCCGGCGUCGAGCUGCCGGCGGCGCUGUUCGCGGGCGCGGCCACGUCGUCCCUCGAGCAGAUCGUGCUCAAGUCCAACCCGGGGCUGAGGGGCCCGAUCCCCGCCACGCUGGGCGGCCUGCGGAGGCUCCGCGUGCUCUGCCUGUCGCAGAACGGGUUCGGCGGCGGGAUCCCCAGGGAGCUCGCCGGCCUCGCCGCGCUGCAGCAGCUCGACCUCAGCUACAACAACAUCACCGGCGAGAUACCCGAGGAGAUCGGAGGGAUGGCGAGCCUGACGAUCCUGGACCUGAGCUGGAACGGCAUCGCCGGCGGCGUGCCAGCGGCGCUGGGCCGGCUGCGGAGGCUGCAGAAGGCGGACCUGAGCUACAACCGCCUCGCCGGCCGCGUGCCGCCGGAGGUGGGGUCGCUGCGGGAGCUGGUGUUCCUGGACCUGAGCCACAACGCGCUCGCGGGCCCGCUGCCGAGCUCGCUGUCCGGCCUGUCCAGGCUGCAGUACCUGCUGCUGCAGGACAACCCGCUGGGCACGGCGGUGCCGGGCGUCGUCGGCGCGCUGCGGCGGCUGCAGGUGCUGGGCCUGUCCGGGUGCGGCCUGACGGGGCCCAUCCCGCGGGCCGCGUUCGCCGCGCUGGGCAGCCUCACGGCGCUGUCGCUGGACCGGAACCGGCUGGACGGGCCGAUCCCGGCGACCCUGGCGGCGCUGCCGCACCUGGGCCAGCUCAACCUGAGCCAGAACCGGCUGGCCGGGGAGAUCGCGCUGCCGGGGGAGUUCGUGGCGCGGCUCGGCCAGCGCCUCGACGUGCGGGGCAACGACGAGCUCUGCGUCGGCAGGGGGCUGCAGGGGAGCGGCUACCUGGGGGCGCCGCCGUGCGCGGACCGGCGCGACGGCGGCGGAUCGACGGAGGGAUCCAGUGCCACCGCGGGGGCGGCGGCCGGUGGCCGGCGGCGGGGCUACGGUUACGGGUCCGUCGGCGUACUGGCGUGUCACGUUUUCUUGUCGUCUCUGGUGGUGUUCCGGUUGUGACGUGAUGUAACCUGGCUCGUUCUUCUUUCGUGAUCGUGUGUGGUCGGCUAACCGGACGGGACGCGUGUUUUCCUUGACCUCUGAUCCUGCCUGCCCUGUGUGCGCGCGCAGCGGUACUCCUCGUUGCUCACUGAAGCAUUUUUUU